AACUGUGUCGUUUGAUGGAGCUCACAUAAACUGGAUUAGAUACGUCGUUUUAUUCGUGCUGCCGAGAACCGUAUUAAAAUCUGGGGCAGUUAUGCCACUUACCGGCAGGACGUGCAAGUAUCCGUCGCGUUUCCAGCCUGAUCGAGCGCAGUGUUAGUACUGUGAUAGCAAUGAUGGUAAUGUUAGCUGGGACGCCUGGACAGAAAUAGCCAGCCGUCAAAAGAAACAGCAGCUCGCUCCGGUGUUUGGACCUGCUUUGUGUACACCAGCAGUCUCUCUGGGAUGCAUCUCUCCAAGAAAUGUUCCGUCUUCAAAGUGGUGCUGAGUGCUCUGCUGAUUGUGGCGCUCCUGCAGCUCAUAUAUCUCUCCUUCUUAUCCAAGUUUCACGGUAAGCAGCAGCGGUACCGGUACUCUGAGCUCUUUGGAGGCUCCGGGGGCAAGAAAAAUGGACACCUGGAGAAAAACUCGCGGAAGGAGCGUCUGAGGUACUCCCUGUCCACUGGUGGGAUCUUUGACAACAGUGGGCAGUACCGGGUGUACAAGAACUUGAUCAAAAGUGAUUUCACCACGAAUCAGAAGCCAGGAACCGACUCCAGCGUCAAUGUCCUGGCUCUGGCCACCCACACAACCAUCAACAACCUGCAUCACCUGGAGUCUCUGCUGGAAAGGUGGCAGAACCCUCUUUCUGUGGCCAUAUUCGCGCAUGGGCAGGAUGUCAAGUUUGCCACAGCUCUGGCCUAUGCACUCAGCUUCUUCUGCCCUCAGAUCCAGUCUCUGGUGGACUUCCACUUGGUCUGCCUCUCAGGAGAGAUGGCCAGCUUCCCUGAGCAGGACCGGGAGCACUUUGCAGGGCUUCAGGACUGUGCCUCGGUGUUCUCCAGACUGGAGACCCACAGCGAUAAAUACAAGAACUAUGCCAUCAGUGGGAACGUCUCCUACCCAAACAACCUUCUGCGUAACGUUGCCCGAGGCAGCACAGAGUCCUCCUACAUCCUGGUCAUUGACAUCGACAUGAUGCCGAGCGCUGACCUGCACCAGCAGUUCCUGGCCAUGAUCAUGAAGCGUGAGCCGAUGAGCGAUGAGGUGUUCGUGUUGCCCGCCUUUGAGAUCCGCCACGCCCGGAAGAUGCCCGCCAACAAGGCCGAGUUGGUUCAGCUCUACCAGGUGGGUGAGGUCCGGCCCUUUUAUGAAGAGCUGUGUCCUCGCUGUCAAGCCCCCACCAACUACUCCGCAUGGGUCAACAGCCACGUGAGAACGACAGGUACCCUGGACGUGGCCUACACACUCACCUGGGCAGACCCCUGGGAGCCUUUCUACAUCGGGCCACACACUGUGCCCCUCUAUGAUGAGAACUUCAAGCAAUAUGGAUUCAAUCGUAUCAGCCAGGCCUGUGAGCUCCAUGUGGCCGGAUACAGGUUCUCGGUGCUGAGCUCAGCCUUUGUGGUGCACCGGGGCUUCAAGAUCCAGGGGGAGUUCCACGCCAAGAAGGACGAGGAGAACAAACGCAACCGGGUUCUGUUUCGCAGCUUCAAAGAGGGCUUGAAAACCAAAUACCCAUCCUCCAACCGACGGUGCUGAAGCGAGAUGAGCACUAUACAUACUGCCUUUAUCUCAUGAAAUCAGUCUUCUGCUGAAUGACGGAAGCACAUUCUUUAUUUUAACCAGAUUCAGAGGCUCUUCCUACUCGCAAUGUCCCAGUUUUCUUUCCAUUUCUUGUAAUGGCAGCCCAGUAGUAGCCCAGAGUUUGACCUAAUCCAACUCUGUUUUACUACAAGUCCCUCGAAAAAUGAGCAGCAGGGGAGUGUCCUGCUUGUUUGGACUGAAAGUAAGAAGUUAUCAUUUAGGACUGGAUAACUGGCGAACAGCUUCUUAAAAAAACAACAAAUAGAAAUCUAAAAUCCAGAUUUUAGCGACGUUAAUGUUAAAGCAUAUGAGCUCACAAAUAGACACAAAAACAGCAUCUUUACAUAAUUACUCAGAUAUCCUCCAAAAUAAAAGCCCUAAUUUCACUGUAACAUGAAGUUAAAGGUUGUAGAUUUUAGGACAGAUGAUCAAAGUUUGCCAAGUUCCUCAAAGUCCAACUGAAGUCACAUUUAGGCAUCGCUUUCUACUGUCAGUAAGUCAAAUUUAUAUCUAUUUAUUUUUUACCAUAAAUUUGAUUGUAUGCUGUAGCAAGAAAAGAACAUGCAAUUCAACUUCAGUUGGACUUGAAACCCCUCUGAACCCCACAAGUUUGUUUUCUUUUAAAUUGUUGCUAAAAUAAUACACUGUUUAUCGUUGAAAGAAAAUGUAAAAACAGGUAUUAUCAUGAAAAUUUGAACUUUCCGACAGUCCUUAAACUGAUCAUAAGUUAAGAAAGUUUCAGUUAAAAAAAGUAACUAAAACAAAGCUUAAAUUGUGAUAUUUCUGUCAAAAUCACUUUAUUCUACAUAUCUCAAUUAAACAUUGCCAAAAAAGAAAGCGUUUGUAAUAACUAGAUCCUGUUAAAAACAUUAAAUUCUGCUCCUCAGAGACACUGUGAAGACAUGAUUGAUUCUGCUGAGACGAACGGUCACGUGACAAAUAUUCACUGAAAAUCUGUUUACACAGAGCUGAGAGGAGAGGACAGGAGAGGUGGGGAAAAAAAUGCAAAUAGUUUCAUUUCUUUGUCCAAUGCUCAUGGGCACAAAGAACACAAGGUGUUCUAUUUUAUUCCAUAAAAAAAAAGCUAUGAGAGAAAUUUAACUAGAUUUUUUCUGCUUUUUUUCAUGAUUUAUGUCAUAAUUGUGUAAUUUGGCAGAAAAUACAUUUUUUUUCCAGUUCUUCCAACUUCUAGCCAUGACAGACUGAUUCAAUAGAGCUGCAGACUUAUAGAUUUUGUAUACAUUUUAUAUAUUACAGUGUUAAAAUAGAGCAAAAAUAAUGCCCUGAAAAAGCUUGUUGGGGUUCAGAGGGUUACAGAAAAGGGGUCUGAAAAGUCUAGCUUAGUUCAAGACAUUUUUAGGUAAUUAAUAGAAAUAAUGAGGUGAAACAAAAUCUUCAGUCUGAUUAUCAAGGUAGCUACAAAUGAUUUUUUUUCUUUAUUUACUAAUGUAUAAUUUUAAGUUUGAAUGUUAGUUUCUUUUGAAUGCUUUGCCAAUCAGUGAUGCUGCCCGACCACCAGAUGGCGACAGGCACUUGAGUGUUUAGUGCGGUGGUGGUGCUGCGGUGGAUGUUUCAGCCUGAAGUGUUGGAGACGCUACAGCAGAACACAAGGAUUACACAACGCACAACAGUGUUUUGCGCUGAGGGGGAUGAAAAUUUACUCCACAACUGUCAGCACAUUUCAGGCGCUGGCGGUGCCCUGUGAGUGCUCGUUGUUGCUGCAAACUGUCAGAAGAGAUUACUCACAAGCACUGGGAAACUUUAACAUUGUACAACACUAUGAUUUCGGCAACACUGUGGAAAACUACUGUGUUAUAACACGGAGGAUCUGACGCUGGAAGUCGGUCAGGUUUGAGGUUAUAUGAGGGGUUAACAGGUAGAAAUGUAGCAUGGGUUAAAAAACUGCACAAUCAAAAGGUUUUCUGUGGAAAUGUUUAUCUCAACGUUACUAGAAAAUAUCAUUAUUGAUUAUAUUCUGUAACCUAUUUGUACAUACAGCACACACAGUAUUAAACCUCGACUACCACUCUUCUUAUAUAAACAGCAUAUAUACUGCAGAGUAUGUAAUAAAAACAUGUUCGGUUUCUUUUCAGUGUUAUGUUGCUGUGUAAUUGUUGAUUUUGGAGAUUUAAAUAUGUUUUCCUUGUUCACUUGUAGUAUUUAUGAUAUAUUUAUUGUGAUGGGGUUUGUUUCAACGGGAUUUUUUUUUUUUUUUUAAAUGACCCCGAGCAGAAAAACUGUAGCACAAAACUGUGUUCGGUGUGAAAAGUUUGGAAGGGAACAUUUUUAUUUUAACCACUUUUAAUUCAUUUUUAUUGGUAUUUUUGGAGUGAGAUCGAUUUCAACAAGUUACCUUGUGUGAUGAUGUGAUGUGCUUUAUUUCUGAUGUAUGUUUUACUGACUUGAAAUGCCUUUUAUUUUGUAUUUAUUUUUAUUUUGUGUUCACUAAAUACAAUGCCUGGUUUGUAAAGUUCUAUUAAACCUACAGGAUGGCUUUUA
This is a messenger RNA of Centropristis striata (black sea bass), 4122 nucleotides long. It is a transcript of the gene b4gat1, whose product is annotated as beta-1,4-glucuronyltransferase 1. Gene Ontology annotation, molecular function: glucuronosyltransferase activity. The transcript has 2 exons. The coding region runs from base 283 to 1578 and encodes 431 amino acids. NCBI's taxonomy places the organism in Eukaryota, Metazoa, Chordata, Actinopteri, Perciformes, Serranidae. The record is from RefSeq and is a predicted model, not a curated record.